UGUCAGAUAGUGGGGUAACGGUGGGAUCCCAACCUUUAGACUGACACCCACCCAGUGUCAUUGGCAUUCUCUGCACUGCCUUCCUCGCUAUUCGUCAGGCGAAGGGGAGAGUGUAAGAGAACAAAAAGAGAGGGGGGAGUGAAAGAGAGAGAGCAAAAACGAGUGCUUCUGAAUGAUUGUACUGUCGCCACAACCGGGGACAAUUAAGAGAAUUGCAUUAUAUGUCUUAAUCUUACCAGUCAAGUGGGUGAGAUAUAGACAGAGAGAGGAAGAGAGAGGGAACCCGAAAGAGAGAGGGGUACAGGUGCCACAGACACAUGUCAUUAUUGCCUUCCUCUUUAAUUUAGUUUUUUCUUUUCAUCUCAGAACGAGAUCCCUUUUGAGGACUGUUCGCUCCGUUCGCCGCAAGGGAAGGCGGGAGAAUGAAAGAGUUAUUUUUUUCCAAUUGAAACAGAACGUUCUUUUUCCUCCCGGCUCUUUGAUUUGUUAACAGCACACACUCGCUCAUUCUGCCGUCUGUUCAUCGCUCCACCAGGGCAGAAAGCUAGAUACUUCACCUUCACCUCCGUCUAAAUCCCCUUUUUCACUGCUGUUGGGUAUUUUUCACUCCUGUAGAAAAUGCAUCCUUUUGCACCCUGAGGGAAUCAUUUCCUAUUAAAGAACAAACCCAGGGGUUGGACAUUACUCCUAUAUAGGUUUCCCCCGUAAUACACCGUAUCACCAUAUCAAAAAGAAUAGACUACUUGGUGAAAAGAAACAGAAAACCCUCCCAAAGCCCAGAGACCCAGUCCCUCACGACACCCCCCAACUCCUUUCUCUUCCUCCCUCCCUCCCUCCGCCUUCCCCUCCUCUCGGAUCUUACUCCUCUCGCUCCAUUCCUUUUAUCCGUGGGGGCAUCCCACUCCCCGCCGGGACUAAGCCGGCUUGCAUCCGCGGGAAUCUUUUGAUAUCGGCUCCUGGUGUCGUCUGAUUCAUUCUCAGGUGGUGGACCAGGCAGCCAGAAGACCGUUCUCCAUGAGGAGUAGUGGAAGAUGCCGGCUCUGCCAGCGCUGCUGCUGUCGAUUUACUUCCUCUUACUGUUGCUGACCAUGGCCCCGCUCUCUUUCACCCAGGCUCCCGCACUCUCCUCCGUCAGAAUGGCGGCCAUUUUGGACGACCAGUCGGUGUGUGGGCGAGGGGAGCGGCUAGCGCUGGCCCUGGCCAGGGAGAACAUUAACAGUAUUUUUGAGGGCCAGUCCAGAGCCCGGGUGGAGGUGGACAUCUUCGAGCUGCAGAAGGACUCACAGUACGACACCACCGAUACCAUGUGUCAGAUAUUGCCAAAGGGAGUGGUCUCUGUGAUUGGCCCCGCCUCCAGUCCUGCCUCAGGGUCAACUGUCAGUCACAUCUGUGGAGAGAAGGAGAUCCCUCAUGUGAAGGUGGGCCCGGAGGAGACGCCCAAACUCCCAUACCUCCGCUUCGCCUCGGUCAGUCUCUACCCCAGCAACGAGGACCUGAGCCUGGCUAUUGGGGCCAUCCUCCACUCUUUCAGCUACCCCACCGCCAGCCUCAUAUGCGCCAAGGCAGAGUGCCUGCUGCGAUUGGAGGAGCUGGUGCGGCGCUUCCUGAUCUCCCGGGAAACACUGUCCGUUAGGAUGCUGGAUGAAAGCCUGGACCCCACCCCCCUGCUAAAGGAGAUUAGAGACGAUAAAGUGGCUACUAUCAUCAUCGACGCCAAUGCCUCCAUCUCCUACCUCAUCCUCAGAAAGGCAUCAGAACUGGGGAUGACAUCAGCGUUUUACAAGUACAUACUCACCACAAUGGACUUUCCCCUGCUGCGAUUGGACGACGUGGUGGAUGACCAAUCCAACAUCGUAGGUUUCUCCAUGCUCAACAGCAGCCAUCCCUUCUACCUGGAGUUCAUCAGGAGUCUCAACCUGUCCUGGAGGGAGAGCUGUGACCUCAGCCCCUACCCCGGCCCGUCGCUGUCGUCGGCUCUUAUGUUUGAUGCGGUGCAUGUGGUGGUGGGGGCGGUGCGUGAGCUCAACCGGAGUCAGGAGAUUGGAGUGAAGCCGCUCAGCUGCACCACUCCUCAGAUCUGGCAACACGGCACCAGCCUGAUGAACUACCUGCGCAUGGUGGAGUAUGAUGGGUUGACCGGCAGGGUGGAGUUCAACAGCAAAGGCCAGAGGACAAACUACACCCUGAGAAUCCUGGAGAAGCACCGUGGGGGUCAUAAAGAGAUCGGGAUCUGGUACUCUAACAACACAUUGGCGAUGAACUCGACAUCUCUGGACAUCAACAUGUCGGAGACGUUGGCUAACAAGACGCUCAUCGUCACCACCAUAUUGGAGAACCCGUAUGUGAUGCAUAAGUCCAACUACCAGGAGCUGCGGGGAAACGACCGGUACCAGGGCUUCUGUGUGGACAUGCUAAGAGAGCUGUCGGACUUGUUGAAGUUCUCCUUCAGGAUCAAGCUGGUGGAUGACGGGCUGUACGGAGCGCCUGAACCGAAUGGAUCCUGGACAGGCAUGGUGGGAGAGCUCAUCAAUAGGAAAGCAGACUUGGCGGUAGCUGGGUUCACCAUCACCUCAGAGAGGGAGAAGGUCAUAGAUUUCUCCAAACCCUUCAUGUCCCUGGGCAUCAGCAUCCUGUACAGAGUCCAUUUGGGACGGAAGCCAGGUUAUUUCUCCUUCCUGGACCCGUUCUCUCCGGCCGUGUGGCUCUUCAUGCUGCUGGCCUACCUGGCUGUCAGCUGUGUGCUCUUCCUAGCCGCCAGGUUGAGUCCGUAUGAGUGGUACAACUCCCACCCGUGUCCUAUGGGGCGAAAGGACAUGCUGGAGAACCAGUACACCCUGGGUAACAGCCUGUGGUUCCCGGUGGGAGGCUUCAUGCAGCAGGGCUCUGAGAUUAUGCCCCGCGCCCUGUCCACGCGCUGCGUCUCCGGCGUCUGGUGGGCGUUCACUCUUAUCAUCAUCUCCUCCUACACGGCCAACCUGGCAGCCUUCCUCACUGUUCAGAGGAUGGAGGUGCCCAUCGAGUCUCCUGACGACCUGGCUGACCAGACAAACAUCCAGUAUGGUACCAUCCAAGGAGGCUCCACCAUGACCUUCUUCAUGAACUCGCGCUACCAGACGUACCAGCGCAUGUGGAACUACAUGCACUCCAAGCAGCCCAGUGUAUUUGUGAAGAGCACGGAGGAGGGCAUCGCCCGCGUGGUCAACUCCAAAUACGCCUUCCUGCUGGAGAGCACCAUGAACAAGUACCACCGCCGCCUCAACUGUAAUCUCACCCAAAUAGGUGGUCUUCUCGACACCAAGGGCUAUGGCAUCGGCAUGCCCCUGGGCUCGCCGUUUAAAGAGGAGAUCACUCUGGGGGUGUUGCAGCUGGCAGAGAACAACAGGCUGGAGAUCCUGAAGAGGAGGUGGUGGGAGGGGGGGCAGUGCCCCAAGGAGGAGGACCACCGAGCCAAGGGUCUGGGCAUGGAGAACAUCGGGGGCAUCUUCGUGGUAUUGAUCUGCGGCCUAAUCAUCGCUGUGUUCGUGGCCGUCAUGGAGUUUGUGUGGUCCACCCGCCGCUCGGCAGAGACAGACGAGGUACGCCCUCACUCCUGCCCCGGCCAAAACCACAGACGCACUCCAGUGUCAGUGUGUCAGGAGAUGCUGACUGAGUUCCGCAACGCCAUCUCCUGUAAGAAGAGCUCACGCUCUCGGCGGCGGCGUCCCUUGGCCAGCACUAGCGGCGUCUUGCGCCACCCCACCCGCCUCCAGCUGGGUGUCCCGAGACCCAUCCGCCUAGUCCGCGAGAUGCGCCUCAGCAACGGCAAGCUGUACAGCAGCUCGGGCCACCUGACUGGCGGAGGGGGAGCAGCAGGAGGGGGGUGUGGGGCCGUAGGGGGGGGGCCCUCAGACAUGGGUCCGGGGCCACAGCGCCUCCUGGAGGACCCACUGGGUGCCAAUACCACGACACCCCCUCCCCCGCCCGAGGCUGCCACGGCGCCACCCUCCCGGAGCUGUGCCCAUGUGCGGAUCUGCCAGGAGUGUCGGCGCAUACAGAGCCUGAGGUCAGCAUCGUCCUUCUCACGUAUCCCGCCCCACCUCGGCCCACACUCUUCCAUGUCCCUGCCCCGCCUCACUCCACCCCCGCCACCCUCAUCCACCAACACCGACAGCGAGGGGGGCGGCUGCGGCACAGCGAGCCCCAAGCGACCCAAGCCUAAGCCCACGCCCCCUCCGCGGCCCUUACCCCCGGCGAAGGCGCCCACCACAGACCUGCUGCUGGGGAAACAAGACUGAGGAGGGACGGAGGGAUCGGACAUGUGACAAAGAUCGAGGGUUAAAAGUCAAAUGUCAGGGUUCAACAGAGAAACGCGUAGGAACGAGGUGCGGAAGGGGCUGUGAGCUUGUAGUGCAUUGACACGGCAGGAUCAAACCACUCUGACCUGUUUGAGGGGGUUAUUCUCCAGGGCAGAAUUUGCGGAGACACCAACCUAGUCAAGGCCGUCCUCCUAAACCAGGAGUCCUGGUAAGCAAUGGAUCAGGCUGUCUAUGGAGUGGGAAAUGACUUUUGACCACAUAUGACCGUUAGCUGCCCUUACGGUGCAGUGAGAGACCAUGUGGUGACCGUUCAACAGUAAGCAUAAGUGUGUUCAAGCUGCCUGGUUUGGCUUUUGACCUUCUCUCUCUCUUUCACUUGGAUCUGAUGGGAGGACUUGACCUAUCCAACAAGCGCUGGAGAGAUUCAGGGGACCAUAGAGACUUCAAACACACAGACACUCUUGCGUUUAAAGAAGUCGGUUCUCGCCAAGAAGAUGCAUAUUUUUUCCCCCAGAGCAGCUGGAAGAGCUUGAACUUUGGAAUUUGUGUUUUCGAUUUGCUUUCUGUCAGAGUCUAACUCGCCUAAUUUAUUUUCUAUCUUUCUUUCUUUCUUUCGAAUAUCUUUUUAUUGUCGUCAUUGGUUUCUUGGUCACUGUUUAGUUAUUGACUCGUGUUUUUGGUCUGUCAUUAAAGAUCCUUACGAAAGCCAAUGUGGAGAUCAUGACCAUUCGUGCGUAAAUGAGGUAUCUUUCCCACCAGUCACAAGCCCGGGAACGAAGUUCAAAGGUCAAUAGUCUAAAAGAGGUCUUCUCUAAAACACAUUCUGACAGUACAGCCAGAUCACAGGACUCAAUAUUACAGUCCAUGUUUGCUUGUCAGAGUAGCAGAGAGUGGCCUUGCCUUCCAAUGAUCAACAAGCCAGUUUUGCCACAGAGUUUUAAACACAGAGUUAGUGUAUCACAGCCCCAUCAAAUUACAACGCAACAGAGCUACAGAGCACAGUUAAACAACACGGUACGUUGUGAAUCCUUCAAACAGAUCAGAAUUGAAUAAACUGGAUAUAAAUAGCAAGAGAAAAGGAGAAUACCAAAACUCAGCACAAGGAAUGACAAAUGAGACAAAACAAUGAUUACAUACAAGCAGAACAGGAGAAACGUGAUGCACAGUCCUGUCUGGCCAAUGGUAAUAGGAAACCUGUGUUAAUGUGUGUUCUGUGAUUCAUAUGGGGGUCAUAAGUGUGUGUGUGUGUGUGUGUGAGUGCAUACAGAGGAAAGAAUGGUGUCGAAGUGUAUUUUGUCAUAUUUAAUGCUCUUUCUUUCUCAUUUUCCCUCAGAUUUCUAUACCAGUGCUAAAUGGAUUAUUAAGGAAAUGACGACAAAUGUAUAUUAUUACGAUUAUAUUGUUAUUAUUACUCCUGUUGAAGUGUGGGGUACUGUAAGAGGGGCGUAGUCGUCUGAUGUUAAAUAUAUAGACACACAAAGGUAUUUGGAAUUAAAAAAAAAGCAGUAUACAAACGUCUGAAUCUGGUGUCGUUGCAUAUGUCCGUGCCGGUGUGUGCAUGGACAUAAACCUGAUUUAAUAUCUAGAAGUUGCACUUUCCUGCUGUAUCUAGUUGUGUUAUCGGUGGUCUGUCACACAGGAUGUUGUACACCGCACUGACAGACUCAUA
Messenger RNA from Oncorhynchus keta (chum salmon), 5964 nucleotides. RefSeq names its product glutamate receptor ionotropic, kainate 5-like. Gene Ontology annotation, cellular component: kainate selective glutamate receptor complex; postsynaptic membrane; plasma membrane. Gene Ontology annotation, molecular function: kainate selective glutamate receptor activity; transmitter-gated monoatomic ion channel activity involved in regulation of postsynaptic membrane potential. The coding region runs from base 1032 to 4274 and encodes 1080 amino acids. Gene Ontology annotation, biological process: synaptic transmission, glutamatergic; modulation of chemical synaptic transmission; monoatomic ion transport. The record is from RefSeq and is a predicted model, not a curated record. NCBI's taxonomy places the organism in Eukaryota, Metazoa, Chordata, Actinopteri, Salmoniformes, Salmonidae. The transcript is spliced from 20 exons.